Debaryomyces fabryi is the source of this 1023-nucleotide messenger RNA. It is a transcript of the gene ANT1, whose product is annotated as Ant1p. The coding region runs from base 1 to 1023 and encodes 340 amino acids. The record is from RefSeq and is a predicted model, not a curated record. Lineage: Eukaryota; Fungi; Ascomycota; Pichiomycetes; Serinales; Debaryomycetaceae. The transcript has a single exon.
AUGUCACUUUCUCCACUCGAAAAAGCAGCUAGUGGUGCAUUAGCAUCAGCAUUCGCUAACAGUUUAGUCUACCCGCUAGAUCUCAGUAAGACCUUAAUCCAAACUCAAGUGAAGAAGCACGAUAAAGGAGGAUCUGAUAGCGAUUUGUCUACGCCAGAGGACAGUCAAACAUUAAAGAAAACUAAAAAUGGUGAUUUGAAGUACAAGAACACUCUCGAUGUGUUGCGCAAGAUAUAUGCUAAGAAGGGAAUUUUAGGGUGGUACCACGGGCUUGCAUCUUCAAUAUUAGGAACCGCAGCGCAGAAUUUCUCAUACUUCUACUGGUACACUAUCGUCAAACGGGUGUAUGCUAACCUCUAUAAACAUAUACCCAAUCACAAGCCUACGACGGCCACCGAGUUGUUUUUGGGUGCAUUGGCCGCAUGCAUAUCGCAACUCUUCACUAUGCCUAUCGGGGUUAUUACUACACAGCAACAGACCGAUAAAACCCACAAAAACUUGUACGAAUUGUGCAAGGAAGUCUUAGAGCAAGACGGAAUCACAGGGUUGUGGAGAGGAUUGAGGGUCUCGAUGGUUUUGUGUAUCAACCCUUCAAUUACCUACGGAUCAUAUGAAAGAUUGAAGCAGAUCUUGUAUAAUAACAAGGAGUUCCUUGGACCAUUAGAGAGUUUCUCUAUUGGCGUUUUGGCCAAGUCCAUGGCUACCAUAGUGACACAACCGUUGAUUGUGUCGAAGGCCAUGUUACAAAAGAAGUCGCACAAGAAAGAAUCGGUUCCUGGCGACAAGGAAGUAUACGGUGACGAAGAAGAAGAAGAAGAAGACAUCAAAUUCGAUGCCUUCACGCAUGCGUUGGCCCAUUUAUGGAAGACUGAAAAGUUCAAGGGGUUAUACAAGGGUAUUGCUCCACAAUUGUUGAAGGGUGUCUUUGUGCAAGGUUUAUUGUUCAUGUUCAAGGAUCAAAUUGAUUUGUUUUUCUUGUUUUUGUUGAAGCUUAUCAAGACCAAAAAAGCCAUUUCCCGUUAG